Molecule: messenger RNA, 1975 nt
Organism: Urocitellus parryii (Arctic ground squirrel)
Lineage: Eukaryota; Metazoa; Chordata; Mammalia; Rodentia; Sciuridae
Gene: Stk32c
Product: serine/threonine kinase 32C
Biological process (GO): regulation of signal transduction; G protein-coupled receptor signaling pathway; protein phosphorylation
Molecular function (GO): ATP binding; G protein-coupled receptor binding; G protein-coupled receptor kinase activity
Source: RefSeq, a predicted model, not a curated record
GCCCGAGGCUGGGCGCAAGGCGGGCGCCGCCGGCCCCUCGAGUCCGCUCCGCUCCCGCCUGGCCCGGCGGGAGGGCCAUGCUCCGGGUUCUGGCAGAGGCGCGCACCCAGGCCCCGCGAUGAGGAGCGGCGCGGAGCGCAGGGGCAGCAGUGCCACUGCGCCCCCAGGGUCACCGCCCCCCGGCCGAGGGCGCCCCGCUGGACCAGACGCGCCCCCGGCCCUGCCACCGCCCGCCGCUGGCCAGCCCCGGGCCCGGGACGCGGGCGAUGCCCGAGCGCAGCCGCGCCCCCUGUUUCCGUGGAGCAAGUGGAAGAAGAGGAUGUCCAUGUCGUCCAUAUCGGCGGCCACCGCGCGGAGGCCGGUGUUUGACGACAAGGAGGACGUGAACUUCGACCACUUCCAGAUCCUGCGUGCCAUCGGGAAGGGCAGCUUCGGCAAGGUGUGCAUUGUGCAGAAGCGGGACACGGAGAAGAUGUAUGCCAUGAAGUACAUGAACAAGCAGCAGUGCAUUGAGCGCGACGAGGUGCGCAACGUCUUCCGGGAGCUGGAGAUCCUGCAGGAGAUCGAGCACGUCUUCCUGGUGAACCUCUGGUACUCCUUCCAGGAUGAGGAGGACAUGUUCAUGGUGGUGGACCUGCUUCUAGGUGGGGACCUGCGCUACCACCUGCAGCAGAACGUCCAGUUCUCUGAGGACACGGUGAAGCUGUAUGUCUGUGAGAUGGCGCUGGCCCUUGACUACCUGCGCAGUCAGCACAUCAUCCACAGGGACGUCAAGCCUGACAACAUCCUGCUGGAUGAGCAAGGGCACGCWCACCUGACCGACUUCAACAUCGCCACCAUCAUAAAGGAUGGCGAGAGGGCGACGGCCUUAGCUGGCACCAAGCCCUACAUGGCUCCGGAGAUCUUCCACUCCUUCGUCAAUGGUGGGACUGGCUAUUCCUUCGAGGUGGACUGGUGGUCAGUGGGGGUGAUGGCCUACGAGCUGCUGCGAGGAUGGCGGCCCUAUGACAUCCACUCGAGCAACGCCGUGGAGUCGCUGGUGCAGCUGUUCAGCACCGUGAGUGUCCAGUACGCACCCACCUGGUCCAAGGAGAUGGUGGCCCUGCUUCGGAAGCUUCUCACCGUCAACCCCGAGCACCGGUUCUCCAGCCUCCAGGACAUGCAGGCAGCCCCGUGGCUGGCCAACGUGCCGUGGGAUGAGCUGAGYGAGAAGAAGGUGGAGCCGGGAUUCGUGCCCAACAAGGGCCGCCUGCACUGCGACCCCACCUUUGAGCUGGAGGAGAUGAUCCUGGAGUCGCGGCCCCUGCACAAGAAGAAGAAGCGGCUGGCCAAGAACAGAUCUCGGGACGGCAGCAGGGACAGCUCCCAGUCAGAGAACGACUUCCUGCAAGACUGCCUCGAUGCCAUCCAGCAGGACUUCGUGAUUUUCAACAGAGAGAAGCUGAAGAGGAGCCAGGAACUCACCCAUGAGCCUCUCCCGGCCCCGGAGACUGCAGCUACAGUGGAGGCCACGGCGGACAGCGAGGAGGAGCCCGUGGCCCUGCCGGCCUGCCGCUCCAUCUGCCCCUCGGGCGGGAGCAGCUAAGCUGCCUGGGCAGAGAACUGGGGUCUUCAACUUUCAGGAUGCUUUGGAGACUUGGCCCACCAGGGAGGGGGCAGCAGGCUGACGGCCAGGCCUGCCCUCAGCGCUGCCAUGUGGGUGCCCGUCAAAGGUGGCAGUUGGACAAGGAGGGCUGGUGCCACCGGGGCCCCAGUUACCGCAGGGUGAAAGGCACGUGAACUGCCUGCUCGGCCCCUCUGCUGGACGGCAGGUCGAGAGGCCAGGGUGGUGCGAAGGCGGCUGGAGUCCCCGCUCUCCAGCCCCUAGUGGACCCAGCUGUACAGUCUCCUUUCCAGGCCCCGCUGCCCAGGCUGUGGGAGGGGCCGCGUUCGCUCCUUGCACACCAAGGGCAGGGCCUCAGGGGAGGGAGUGGGA